UUGCGUGGGGGAGAUUGUGUCAACCCCGAGCUCCUCCUUUCCGCCGCAAGCAGGCACCCACCUCAUAUAACGUUUCCUCCGCGAGCCGUCGCCGAUUAGGCGCAAGCGAUUGCAGGAAGAGCGAAGGGAGCCGGGGAAAGGCGGGUGGCGGCGGGACAGCGAAAAAAGCCGGUGCGGAGUGUGAGGCGGUUGCGAGUCCGGCGGCGGCCGAGAAGGGCAGCUCGCCGGCGGCCCGUCUGGGAGCUGUGCUGAGCCUCCUCUUUGCCCUGCCCUGCCCGCGCAACUGCGCGCCUGCGGACACAGCGCUGGGCAGAGCGUUUUCCCGUUCCCUGCCGGGGUCUCCCCCCACCACACCCGCAUCCUCCAGGGCGUGCGCGGAGUUGGUGGCGGGGAGGCGAGGAGAUGUACCCGCCGGGCUCCACCUGGAAUAUCUCCUUCGCCGGCUGCGGAUUCCUCGGGGUCUACCACAUCGGCGUUGCCAGUUGCCUUCAAGAGCAUGCCCCUUUCUUGGUGGCGAAUGCCAAAAAGAUUUAUGGCGCCUCGGCCGGAGCCCUGACGGCUACAGCCCUUGUUACUGGUGCCUGCCUAGGUGAUGCUGGAGCAAAUAUCAUUGAUGUCUCUAAAGAGGCCCGGAAGAGGUUUCUUGGCCCUUUGCACCCAUCCUUCAACCUGGUGAAAAUCAUCCGUGCCUGCCUAUACAAAACCUUGCCAGGCAACGCACAUGAGUUGGCAAGCGGACGUUUAGGCAUUUCAUUAACCCGGGUUUCGGAUGGAGAAAAUGUCAUAUUAUCUGAGUUCAACUCCAAAGAAGAGCUUGUCCAGGCAUGUGUUUGCAGCACUUUCAUCCCAGUAUAUUGUGGCCUGAUCCCUCCAAGUCUUCAAGGAGUGAGAUAUGUUGAUGGAGGGAUUUCUGACAACCUGCCUCGGUAUGAGCUGAAGAACACCAUCACCGUGUCCCCUUUCUCUGGGGAGAGCGAUAUUUGUCCACGAGAUAGUUCCACGAACAUUCAUGAACUCAGAGUCACCAAUACCAGCAUUCAGUUUAAUCUGCGCAAUUUAUAUCGCCUUUCAAAAGCCCUGUUUCCUCCAGAGCCGCAGGUUCUACAGGAGAUGUGCAAGCAGGGGUACAAGGAUGCUCUUCACUUUCUGAAGAAGAAUGCUCUCCUCCAGAGCCAAAGACCCCCCCUCCCUCUGCUAGCCAUUAGCAGCAGGGCUGAGGAAAGGGGCUCUGAGAAAGAAAAGGACGAGGAUGAUCAGCUGGGAGAGAGUGCUGAACUGGCAGAGGCUGAGGAACACAUCCUUGAACACUUGCCUCCUAAACUGAACCAAGCGCUCUUGGAAGCCUGCACCGAGAGGAGGGGAUUAUUCACUUGCAUUGCCAACCUUCUGCCUGUGCGUCUGGCCUCUACUUUGAUGCUCCCGUAUACUCUCCCUCUAGAGUCUGCUCUCUCCUUUACAGUCAGGCUGCUUGAAUGGCUGCCAGAUGUUCCAGAGGACAUUAGGUGGAUGAAAGAACAGACACAGAAAGUCUGUCAUUAUUUCAUGAGAAAAGCCAAGAAGAAGCUAGGAAGCCAUCUCUCAGCCAGGCUGUACUACCAUCUUGAACUCCGAAAAACACAGAGUUUGCCUGUCCCUUUGUGCACUGCCUAUGGGGAAGCACUGCCAAUGUGGCUAAGGAGCAGCCUCUCACUGGCGGACGUUAUGACAAAAUGGGAAGAAUACCAGCGCCAGCUGAUGCUAGGGCUGUUCUGCAUCAACGUGGACCUGCAGGCCUCCAUCUUCCCAUCGGAAGGGCUGCAGAUGAGACAUCCACCAGCAAGCUGCAUGCAAGAGAGCCUUCAGCUCUUUUAACACAAUCAGAAUUUGGUUGGGGGAAAGAGGGUGGGCAGUGACUGCAUUUCAACAGUGUCCUAAUGGAACUCUUUAACAAUCAUAGAGGGAUUUCCCCCUGCCCCACCAUUCAGACAGGGUACUGAUAACAAAAUAGGCCAUUGAGCCACCACUAAGCAGGUGACUUGCACAGUGUUAAUACCCACCAAAAUGUGUUGGGUAUUGCAUACUCUCUGGGAGAUAGUGGUAUAUAAAUAACUUGGCAACUGCAAUAGAAGUGGUUGAUGUUUGGGCUGAACUGAAAAGAAUUUCAUUCAGGGUACCGCUUGGAGGUGAAAUCUUGAACUGUCUGUAAUAAGAAGAUUGGAACAUCAUCAGGACUCUAGUUUUUCUUUGUUUUUAACCCCCUUUUGCUUUAAAUCAAUAUUGUAACAUGUUUUUGUUCUUAAAGACUUGAGUCCCCUGGGAUCAUCCUCUGUGUUAUGAUGCAGUAAAAGAAAAGCCAACAAGAGCUACCAAAUCAGCUCUUAAACCAAAUGCAGUCCUAAAUUUUCAGCUCUCGGUAGAAACACCUUAUAAUUCCUGUCUCAUGUUUACAUGGAAAUUUGGGGGGAUGUCUCCAUAUCGUAUGUAAGGAAUGCAGAACUAUAAAACUAACCUUUACACUACUUGAUUUCAUUGGCCUACCACCUUCUAAGACCUUCUGUUCUGGAGAGAAGAUAAAAAUUUAGAAGUUCUGAAAUGUGUAUUUCUUAAGCCCCAUCUCAUUUGGAUGCACUGCUUUCCGACCCCUUCCCAGUAAUGUUUGUUAUCUGAAGUCUGGUAUAAUUGCAGAAGGAUGUCAAGAAGGAUAGCUGGAAGCAAUAGCUAAGUCAGAGCAAUGUAUGUUUUAAAACGGUUUGUGACUAAUGGGUUAGUUGGCCAUUUGAGAAAGAAGAAAAGGGCUUUUGAUUCCAGUUGCAAAGGAAUAUGAAGCUCUUAAAAUCCAGAAGCCAAAAUCUACUCUGAUCUAAAUGACUUUAAGUUGGUUUGUGGGAUCCACAUCUACUUGUGUCAGUGGUGAAUGUGGCCCCUUUGGGAAGUUGUUGACUGCUCAAUGGGAUUGCAGAAGUUAAUUGCUCUGCAGUGGGAUGGAAAUAAACAGGGUCUAAGUCAAAGGCCCCAAAGAAGGUAAUAGUAUGGCAGGUAUAGAAGGUUAUAGUAUUGCAUAAAUAGGAGGAACAAGGUUGGCUUGUAAGUCAGCUGAACAAAAUUGAAUGUAUAUCCUUACUUCAAUCUUCAUCAGGUUAAACCAGUGGAUCUGGUUCCUUCAAUUGCUGUGAAAAAAAAAAUCAAGUUGGUAGGUUAACACAGAAGCAUUUUGCCCCUCAUACAUAGCUCCAGAAGGAUAUUCAGUAUAUAUUAUCCAUUUCUUUCAUCAGCCUGCUUUACAGCAGUUGCCCAUUGCAAUAUAUGCACAAGAUGAAGCACUCUGGUUAAUGCAUGACCCCCUUUCCCAUAGCCCCUUGCCAACUGUCUUGUGUCUAUUGUUAGUUAUCACCAGCACAAAACGUGAUCUCAUGUUUCACUGCAGUUGCCUUCUUCCUGCUACCAUAUAGCAUGGCAAACAUGCAUUAUGAUGGCAGAGAGCAGGAGCUGCAUUCAUAUAGCAAUAUUGGCACAUUUCUAGUCACUGCGUGUGAGACUACAUGUAGAGUGCCUGAUAUGAUUUCUUACUCUACAGCAGCCUUUCUCAACCUUUUGACCCUGGAGGAACCCUUGAAAUAUUUUUCAGGCCUUGGGGAAGCCCAGCACAUUCAAGCUCAAAUAUAGGCCAGAAGUUACAAAAUUAUUAUAUUGGUUUCAUGGGAAGGCCUGUAUAUAUGCAUUAACAGUGUUCUUAAACUGAAAAUAAAGGAUGAAACUUACAGUACCUCUUUAAUAUGAAGUUGCCCAAAUUUGGAAUAAUUUUUUAAAUAAAUCAUGAUCUCCCAGGGAACCCCUAGUGACCUCUCAUGGAACCCUAGAGUUCCACGGACCCCUGGUUGAGAAACCCUGCUCUACAGACUGAAGUGUUUGAUGCUGCAGGAACAAACAUUUGGGUGCAUUUGGUUUGGAGAAAAAAAAAGAUUGCUUUUCUUUGCACUUUAACCACAUUUCUGUUUCUCUCCUAGUACAAUACAAUCUGUUGAAUGCCAAAGAUAACACGAUGGAUGGAGGGAGAGGGAGAGAUAAAGAUUGCUUAGAAAUAAGUUAAUAGUAAUAGAAUUUUAAAAGACAUCAGAGAAUAAAAAAGACAGGUAAAUCUGACAGAAAUGUUUUUAUUAUACAGCGUAUUUGUACUCUUAGUAGACUGCAACAGACUUGUGUUUAUGUGUUAUGAGCAAUAUGUGGCUAUAUAUUAACAAAGCCCAUGAGAUACACAUGCUUUAACUUUUUUUUUCCUUGGAAAAGGAGUGUUAUUAAAAAUGGCUGAAACCAGAAUAGUAGCAUUGCUCCUGGAAAAGCAACCUGGGAGCAAAAUACCAAGGGGUUGAAUGGCCAAUAACAGCACUUCUAACAAUGCCUUCACCUGUAGAAUUUCUGGUGCAAAUGUUAAAAAUCUUUUGGGAAUGAAAUGAUUUUAUGAAAAUGGGCUCAUUGCCAGAAAAAAAAGUCCUUUGCUGUCUACUCACUUGGCGGAAGAGCCUGCUUUUUAUCUCUGCACCAGUCUUUCCUUUUACACAUCACUGGGUUCGUUCUGAGGAAUGAACCCUUUGCAACCAGGCAGGAUGGGAGUGGUGACUGUUUGGCACUGGAUAUAGUACUUUUCUUUACAUAAACACUUAGGGUGGCAAAAAUGCACUGCUCGCUCUACAGACAUUUCCUUUAAUAUGUGAGUGGUUGUAGCAAAUCACAAAGGAUUCAAAGCACUUCCACAGAAUCCAGUUCCUGGUCUCUCAGAUCCCUCUGAAUUUUGAUAAUUUCUUCCACGUUACUUUGUUUGGAUGAGUAAGCACAGCAGCCACCAACUCUUAGAGGAAAAGAGGGGUCUUGUUCCUCUUCACUAACUUUAAAAUAAAGAGCCUGAGCCAAAGGCAGAGGUUUUCCUUGGAGGAAGAAUGCUGUUACAAUCGCUUUGGACUGAGCUAUCCCAUACAAAGACUCAUGCUGCCUACUCUCCUAUAGUUUGCAAGAGGUAUGUAAAAUAAAUGAAGAUGGGAGAUAUGCAAAAUGUAACCAUUUCCUCAGUGCUUCUCGAUCCCUCAUCUAGCAGGCAAUAUCUCUAAGAGAAAAGCUGUGAGCAAAAGACCCCUUGUAAAACUCUGUUGGGGAGCAAGGAAGUAUCUUAACCCAAAUGAGUUCCAUAUAUAUCACAUCACCUCAGCUGUCCCACAUAAAAAACAACAGUACCUAGAUAUUUCCUUUUGUGAAGCAGACAGUUGUCUGCUUAAUCUGCAAAAUAACUUCUGUUAGAGGAAAAUGUUCUUGUAUUAUGAAAUAGCUAGAAAAGCAUGACUUUGCUUUUGGUAUACCAAGCUCUAACAGGCACCAGAGUGGUUUUUUCCCUUUACAACUGUAAUGUAAAUGUCACUUGUUGUCUCUAAGAUGAAAAUGUGCUGGUGUUUGGAUGUCUGUAACCACUAAGUUAUUCAACACUGUACUCUAUUUUGAAAUGUAUUGCACAAUCAUAUAGACCUUUUUUUUUUAAAAAAAAAUUGUAAGUUGCUACUGCUGCUUCAAAUGCAGUUAUCGUAAUGCUAGGAUUCCAUUUGUUGCUAAUACACUGUAUUGUAAUUUAGAGAGCCCUCUUCUUAGCUAUCUAUCUUACCAGGUUGAAAAUAGUCAGAAUUUUAAAAGUAGUUGGUUUUCUAAAAACAUCAAACUAUCUGAUUUUAAUUUUAUAUGUAUAUGUUAAAAGUGUAAAUUCAAAUGUUAGUGCCAAAAACUAGUAUUGCAAUAUGUACUGGAAUUUCAUAGCAGACACACAGAUGAACUGCUUUUCUUUUAAAAUCCAGAACUUAAAAUUGGUUCAUAGGCAGUGUUCCAAACUGAUUCAGCUUUAGUCUUAAUAAAACAAAUAGAAGCUAGAACCAACAAACCAACCAAGGUUGAAGGCAACCAGCCCACCUCCAGUUUAAAAAAGGAAUUUGGUGUGUCAGAUUUGAAACUCUUUUGAACAAAAACUGAUAACUUAGGUCACCUUGUUUAAUUUGGCAGAUAGAUAUUUGCUUAAGAUGAAAAGCAGCAUCUGAUUACAUCAGAGGCUGAUGGAAAAGAAGCUUGACUUGAUAAGUUGCAUGACUGCUAGUGCGGCAGCUUGUUCAAGAUUCCACAGUGCCUUCUUUUAGAAUGCCAAGCAAUUCACAACUUGCUGCUGCUGUUGUCUGUAUGGCACUCAUUCCUCUGCUAUUCACGUUCUGUCUAGCCUUCUCGAAUUCUGUGAUAGCUUUUAAGUUGUUGACAUCACUAAGGCUGAACUGAUCACUGUGAGAAGCAACUGAUUUACCUUGCUCUUUCUGUAAGCCAUAGGAAAUCCAACAUGCCAAAUAAAAAAUGAGAAUCUCUUUGCAAAAAAUGCAUUCUGU
Messenger RNA from Candoia aspera, 6377 nucleotides. It is a transcript of the gene PNPLA2, whose product is annotated as patatin like phospholipase domain containing 2. NCBI's taxonomy places the organism in Eukaryota, Metazoa, Chordata, Lepidosauria, Squamata, Candoiidae. Gene Ontology annotation, biological process: positive regulation of triglyceride catabolic process; lipid homeostasis; triglyceride catabolic process. Gene Ontology annotation, cellular component: lipid droplet; cytoplasm; membrane. The record is from RefSeq and is a predicted model, not a curated record. The transcript is spliced from 9 exons. The coding region runs from base 403 to 1851 and encodes 482 amino acids. Gene Ontology annotation, molecular function: triacylglycerol lipase activity.